UGUUUUUUUUUAGUCGGCUGUGUGAGUAAAUGAGUAUUGAGGUCAAAGAUUGCUGCUAUCACAUCCUGGGAUUAUUAAAAUGACUGGUGUGUUUUAUGGAAUGCGGAUUCUCCCAAACUAUUUCCUUCUUCAUACCUGAUACAGAAUGACCUGCUGUGAUUGACGGAGCACACCAUGGCGACUGAAAUUAGUUUUUCUGCGUGUUGGGAGAGUUUUUUGAGAUGUUUUAGAAAGUCAAACCAAUCUGAAGAUGAGAGCAAACGUCAGGAUAAAAACAUAACCUCCACUGUCAUUCCAAACCCUCUUGCGCUUAAAUCUGAGCCGGACUUUCAUUUAAAAAGAGCCCUACCUGCGCUGCCUAAGGAGAAAUUAGGGAGUUAUUAUACAGCCUUGUUUGAUUACUCUGCUCGUACUGAAGAGGACUUGAGCUUCAACGCUGGGGAUACUUUGGAGGCUUUGGAUAAAAACGCUGGUGAAUGGUGGUUUGCCAGAGCAAUCACUGGGAUAUCAGUCAACAAACAGGGUUAUAUCCCUGCUAAUUAUGUGGCACCUGUGGAGAGUAUUGAUGCAGAACCAUGGUAUUUUCACGACACCAAGAGGCUGGAUGCAGAGAAGAUGCUGCUGGCUGAAGGGAACCAACAUGGCGCCUUCCUCAUCAGAGAGUGUGAAAGUCAAAAAGGAGAGCUCUCCCUCUCGGUGCUGGACAGCGGGAAGGUGAAGCAUUACAAGCUGAAAAAACUGGAAAAUGGUAACUACUUUGUGUCGAGGAGCAGGGAUUUUGAAACACUGCAGGCGUUAGUGCAACAUUACUCCCAACAGACAGAUGGCCUCUGCGUGCGUCUGGUUGAACCAUGCAAAAAGAUGGAGGCUCCACAGACUCACGGUCUGUCCUACAACACAGUGGACCAAUGGGAGAUUGACCGCAAAUCAGUCCAGCUGCGGGAAAAACUGGGAGCUGGUCAGUUUGGGGAAGUCUUCCAGGGCCUGUGGAAUGACAGCACAGCAGUCGCAGUGAAGACCCUCAAACCUGGUACCAUGGACCCCGAGGACUUCCUAAGAGAGGCUCAGAUGAUGAAGAAACUGCGGCACCCCAAGCUGAUCCAGCUGUACGCCGUCUGCACCUUGGAGGAGCCCAUCUACAUCAUCACAGAGCUGAUGAAGAACGGCAGCCUGCUGGAGUACCUCCAGAAGGACAAGGGUACCACGCUGGGUAUCUCUGACCAGACUGAGAUGGCUGCGCAGGUGGCAGCUGGCAUGGCUUACCUGGAGUUACAGAACUACAUCCACAGAGACCUGGCAGCCAGGAACGUGCUGGUGGGCGAGAACAACGUCUGCAAGGUUGCUGACUUUGGCCUGGCCAGAGUCUUCAUGAAAGAGAAUGAAAAUGUGUACGAAGCUAGAGAAGGCACCAAAUUCCCCGUGAAAUGGACUGCUCCUGAGGCCAUCCAUGAUAACAAGUUCACCAUCAAAUCUGACGUUUGGUCCUUUGGCAUUUUAUUGUACGAGAUCAUGACUUUUGGCCAGAUGCCUUACCCAGGCAUGACAAACUACGUGGUGGUCCAGAAGCUUUCCCAGGGCUACAGGAUGACUUGCCCCCCAGGUUGCCCUAAAGUCAUGUACGACAUCAUGACGGACUGCUGGAAACAGAACGAACAGGACCGGCCCACAUUCGAGACCCUGCAGUGGAAGCUGGAGGACUUCUUCGACCUGGAUGUCACCUCCUAUGACGACGCCGCCGGUUAUUAGUGCAACAACCAAGGUUGUGACACAUGGAAAGAAAAGGAACUUUAAAAAAACAAAAAACAUUCUGUUGGCACCGAAACAAAAUCAAAAUCACUUGAAUCCAAACAUGGACACUCAUUGAUGUUUCUAUGAAGUAACAGAUUCUAAUAUAAUUUGAGAUUCCACUCUUUGUGGUUGAAUGAAGGAUCUGAAAUGUUUUGAUCUUCUUGUGAUCGAAUACUGUAACUAUAACUGUGAGGAAGCUUGUACUAUAGUAACAGUCAGUUAGGACACUCCUUGUUUUUCUUUGACAACUGAAUGCACUUUCAGACAGGUAGUAUAUGCGUCUAGCCUAACUUUUACAGCAUGCUUGACUGGAAGAGGCUGCUUUCAACAGAGGCGGAAAUCUGCUCAUCUGGACGAACCAGUUUUUCUUACAUUUGCCAUAGCAGCAUAGUGAGCAUUCUUUCCAUUGCUUACCUUCCAAGGUGUUCUCUGAAAAUACCUGAGAGGAUUUACAAGACAUGUUCACUUACAAGCCCAAGAAACUGUGAGGGAUGCUGAGUGAGUAGAAGGUGUCAUCAUCCGUGAUUGCAAAUGUAUAUGGUAUUAACAUUAUUCAAAGGUAGGUGACUGUUUUAGACCCCAGUAGCCAGAGGUGUCCAUUAGAUGAAAGCACAAUAACAUUAUCUCCAGUUCUUUUCUUCCAUAAAAACAAUUCCACUCUAGAGUCAGCGCCAUGUCCUCCAUUACAUAAUCAAGCUUUUUGAUAUUAAGCUUUUGUCUUCGUGCCACUCCUACAACUGCUACAAAGAGAGCUAAAAACAAAGAGCAGUCAGGUUUGUAAAGAGCAAACAGUAUUACAGAGAGAAAAAACACUAGCUAGUGCAUAUUGUGUCCAUGAAUGAUUUUA
This is a messenger RNA of Scomber japonicus (chub mackerel), 2635 nucleotides long. It is a transcript of the gene frk, whose product is annotated as fyn-related Src family tyrosine kinase. Gene Ontology annotation, molecular function: non-membrane spanning protein tyrosine kinase activity; signaling receptor binding; ATP binding. NCBI's taxonomy places the organism in Eukaryota, Metazoa, Chordata, Actinopteri, Scombriformes, Scombridae. Gene Ontology annotation, cellular component: extrinsic component of cytoplasmic side of plasma membrane. The transcript is spliced from 8 exons. The coding region runs from base 175 to 1746 and encodes 523 amino acids. Gene Ontology annotation, biological process: protein phosphorylation; cell surface receptor protein tyrosine kinase signaling pathway; cell differentiation. The record is from RefSeq and is a predicted model, not a curated record.